CUGCUUCUGUUGUUGUACGGCCCAAAACGAAAUUUAUGAAGUAAAAGCACUCGGAGCUCUCUACGAGUAAUCUCCAUUUCUAAUUCGAAACUCGCUUCUUUACUCGUAGUUUUGUUGUUGUUCGCAAGAUAUUCGUGCCCCCUAUAUAUAUACCCUAACUAUAAAAAAUUCUGAAAGCUUCGCGAAUAUUUUAGAGGAUUAAAAAAAAACGCAAAAAUUUCUUGCCAACCCAAUAGUUGUGCAUACCUUGAUAUACGUCUUUGAAUACUUUGAACGCUAAUGGAGAAAAUUUUUAAAACACCUAUUUAUAUACUACUGUGCCCUUGUGCGACAGUGGGUUUUUUCCCACAACAUCUACUGCAGAAUUAAAUUCCUUUGCCAUACUGUAAGAGUUGUCUAGACGAGAGAACGCCUUUAUGAAUAAAAUUAAAAAGAAAUUCGUGUGUUGAUGUUCUCAGAGUAAAUAUGUACAUAGUUUCUAUCCAAGUAUAUUUGCUCGCCAGUUGAUUUGGCUUUAAAUUCAUUAACUUUCAAAUCAAACUAAGAUAAUCAUGUAUGUGUAAAUGUGCCGUCUGUUAGAAUAUACUAUGUCUCUGUCAAUAAAGAUAAUAUUAUAAAAAAAUCCACUUGCAUUAAGCAUGGAGAGCAAAUAAAUCUGAAUAUCAACAAAAGGUGCACGCUAGGGGUGGCACUUUAUCUUUACUUUAUCAAGUAAAGUAAAGUAGAGUUACUUUACUUUACUUUACUCAGCAAAGUAAACUAAAGUGAAUUAAAGUAAAGUGAAGUAUCUUUUACUUUACUGAAAAAGUAAGAUGAAGUAAAAUAAGAUAAAGUAAAGCAUGUAGUUGAUUAUUAUUGAUUUAUUAGUUCAUUAUCACGCAUUAAUUUCAUUUCAAUACGUCAAAAGUUGCGUCGAAUUACGGACCGAGGGUCUCAAAAAAGCUGAACCUAAUUUUAUUACCUUGAGAAUCAGCAUUGAACCCUGACUAUUUUUCAUAAUUUUAUUUUCUACUUUAUCACAGCCCAAUUUUUCACACCUGGGAUCCUCCUCAGGUAUUGAAAAAAAAAUUUUUGUCGCUGUUCUAUUACAAGUCUUUAUAGUUCAAUAGUACUUAGUUCGCUGAUUACAAAUAUUUUAUUUGUUUUCAAAAGUACUCAGAUAAUAAGAAAGAUUGGAAGUAUUGGGUGUGGGUGUGGGUGUGAGUUGUUCUUAAACAAUCAUCCACACCCACACCCACACCCACACACCCCCCCACCUCCACACCCACACACCCAUACCCACACCCACACACCCACACCCAUUAUCGUAUCAAUGAUCUUUUUUUUUUUGAUCGAAUAGGCUAUUCAUCUACCGCAGUAUACUUUCGAGAGUGUUAUAGUUUCUUUUUACGACCAAUUUUGCAUGAGACUAAGAAUAAUAUCAUUUUGAUAGUGAUAGAGCCUUUAAAGAUGAAAUUAUGCGAUAUUCGGUGGAAAACAUUGCUUUUCGAUAUCUAAUGAGUUUUAAGCCUUUUUGUAAAUAUCUCAAUGCGAAAGGCACAUUGAACCGCCGUUUCGCAUCAAAUAUGCCCUACUUUAUAUUUGUGGCAAUACUCACCAAAUGUUUGAUUGUUAAAAUAAAUAUUACAGAGAAUACUUUGUUUAAAGCAGCCCAAUUCUCUUUUUUCUCCAACUAAAAAUAAAGCAAUGCAAUCUACUUGUUUUUCUUUUUAUACAUUUCAUUUCUCAAAGUAGCAUUCGAUUGGUUGGAAUAGCAAAAAAAUUGUUAUUAUUUUCACAAGGUACUAUUAAAGUAGAAGAAAAAUAAAUUGAUAAUUCAACACUACUUCCUUCGUAAAGCAGCAGCACCAUGGAAACCGACAUCUUUUUUUUAAAUUUUUUUCUCUCUCUUUCAACGUAACAAUAUAUAGUGCAAGCGGCAGUCUACACUGUUAAAAGUUUCCAUAUAUUAAAGAACGGAAAAGACAUUGCAGCGAGUAAAACAAGUAAAAUACUAUUUUAUCAUCCUUUUCAUAACUAAAAAGAUUCAUUCUCCUUUUUUUGUAGAAAAAAAAAAUUUUCUCAUUCAAAGAACGAAGAAAGGAUAUCUGUUUCUUUGCUUGUUACAACCGAUCUUCCGUCCUCUAACCUUGAGAAAUGUUUUACAGUAUUGCGCUACAGAGAGUAGCGAAGGAGCUGGUAUUGGUAUCGGUCGUCAAAAAUCAACAGCGGCUUUUUCUCUUAGCAUUUAUUUAAGAGAGCUCCCAUGAGACCAUCAAUGACCGUAACAGGAAUCGAAGCACUCGAUAAAAUUUAGAUUUUUGAUUCCAUAUUCUCAUUGUAUUCAGCAUCAUCUAAAAGCUCUAAGGCCAAAGGGUUCUGCCGGAUUUGGUGAUCUAGUUGCACCAAGAACGUUCUGUAUAUGAUUUUGCAGAGAAUUUUAAGGCGCAUCGAAUGGUAUAUAAGAAGUCAAAUUUUCAUUGAGUUUUCAUGUCCCAAGAGCCUAUACUUCAUCUUGUCACACUAAUUAUUAGUUAAGAUAUAUCAGUACCUUUACAAAUGUCAUUAUUCACAUACAGAAACGUAUCAGUUCGUCGGUUUAAUUUGUGCGAGUGUAAUUAUUAUUACAAUGAGGAGGAAUGUAUUACAUUGAGUCGAUCACCAUUAGGUGUCUCAUGUGAAGUACUUGCUAUUCAAGUGAAAACUCGUGAAAGUAUUAUUAUUAUUCUUUGUAAAAACAUGAUGAAUCUUCGAGCAUUACAUGUUCAAUGUGAAGAUGAGAACAAUUCUGAAGGUAUACGGUUAUUAAUGAAUGAUGAUGAAUUUUGUGACGAAAAUACAUCAAACAAAGAUGAAUUUAUUCAAUGGUUAACUGAUCAUUUACCAUCAAAAUGUGUAAUUGUCAGAGAGCCAACGUCAGUUAGUCGUAUUCGAAUAUGGAUCUAA
Molecule: messenger RNA, 2925 nt
Organism: Rotaria sp. Silwood1
Lineage: Eukaryota; Metazoa; Rotifera; Eurotatoria; Philodinida; Philodinidae
Source: the annotation of a GenBank genome assembly